This is a messenger RNA of Mya arenaria, 1777 nucleotides long. Its product is annotated as protein PIF-like. NCBI's taxonomy places the organism in Eukaryota, Metazoa, Mollusca, Bivalvia, Myida, Myidae. The transcript is spliced from 2 exons. The record is from RefSeq and is a predicted model, not a curated record. Gene Ontology annotation, molecular function: chitin binding. Bases 174 to 1439 code for a protein of 421 amino acids. Gene Ontology annotation, cellular component: extracellular region.
AAAAACACAUCUCGUCAUUGUUUAGUGCUACUCCCUAACUCUUCAAUAUAUAAGAAGACAGUCGCAACACGGAUGAUCAGAAAACUGCGAUACUUCUUCAUAAGUACAAAAAGACAACGUUAAACAUCUAUAAUAUUUCAACGCAUCUGUUAGAUAUUUUACCUGGCCCUACGAUGAAAACGGUUUUAAUUGUUGCUGCCCUUUUCGCUGGGAUUGAUCUUGUUUCCGGUGGAGCGUAUGACUAUCUUUGUGAUAAGACCGACUACGAAAACUCCGUUACCUUUUACAACCAUCCAACCGAUUGCAGCAAGUACGUGCAAUGUUGGCAAAAUUCCCUUGGUAAGCUUGAAAGUUUGGAGCGACAAUGUGGCUUCACAACGUACUGGAGUAUGUCCGACAUGACCUGCGUCCGUGCGUCCCUUGGGUAUUGCCAGAAUGAUUUAUGUCGUAACGUAAAUGACGGUGACCAUAGAAUGGCGGAGGGUAACUGUCGCGGAUAUUGGCAGUGUGAGCGUGGAAUUUCCGUCCCUAAGUGCUGUCCUUCAGGUCAACAUUAUAACUCAAGCUACGGCUGCGAGGAUAACAUCGAUGGAGAAUGUACCGAUGAUUGCUUAGGAAAAUACGUGGCUCCAGUUGUCAGCACCAACGACACCGAUAGUGGAAACACCACAGACACCAUGCAAGACUUAACAACUACCGAGGUUCCCAUAAUAUGCGACAAACAAGAAAUAGCGGGUAAACCGUCCAGUUAUAAUUGGAAUGUGAAUAGUUGGUCGUACCAAAUGGAUUGUCCUUCUGGUACUGUUUUUGUACAGAAAGAAUGUUCAUGCUUAAGCUCCGAAAAAGCAGCGCUAACAUGCAGGCCAGAGCUUCUUUUGACCUUUACCAAUGGACUCAUGGAUGCCUCAAGAAACAAAUUGGAAGUCAGAAACGUUAGCGUAAUGGUAGAAAACGGAGAAGCAGUUUUUGAUGGAGUCAAGAGUCAGCUGGUUAUUCCAUUUUUCACCAAUCUGGACAUCAAGGAUACGCUUAUUGUUCGAAUGAAGUACACUUCCGACCACACGGAGAUACUAGAAGGCGAAACAAGGGCCCUCUUUUCCAACUUUGAUUGCAGCGUCGAGCCAUCUAUUCAGAUGACUGAAAACAGCCAGAAUUUGACCGCGCUAGUCGGAACCUGGGAACAGUUCAGUGUGUCAGUGGAUGUUCCUCAGAAACCAUUGGCAGCGAACGAGACCGUCUCAGAGAAGAAUGUUGUGUACAAGUUCCACAAAAAUCAAUUAUCUCUAUCCGUAGGUUCAGAUAGUAAUAGCGUUGAAACUAAGCCGGGACAGCUAAGAAAAAUCCAGUGCGCCCUGCAUAUCGGUUAUGCAUCGGGUAUGAAGAACUUUAAGGGAAGAAUCGACGAGUUUGCAGUUUAUCAGUGUGACCCCGAGGCUUAACAUUUUGUUUGAAUAUGUGAUAUUUUUAAGUAUUACAUGUAUUUUAUUUAAAUUUUUCAGUUAUUUUAUGUGUUAAAAAUGUAUUUUGAUUAUUUUUGAAAUCGCAUAAUAUGUUGUGUGUUUAGAUGGAAAUCCAGCACAGUGGAUGUAUCUGUUUUGUCAGAAUGUUAUAACCACGUUUGAUGACUGUAUCAAUUUUCAACUCUACUCCUAAAUACAUUGUAUUCAGAUUAAGUAUUUGUCGACAUUUUUUUAAAGAUUACGCAGUAACACAUAAGUAUCACAGAUAUAAAUACAACUUGAGUGCAUUUGUAUAUUGAAUAAAGUAAUUUAUUUUA